Messenger RNA from Aplysia californica (California sea hare), 726 nucleotides. Its product is annotated as 60S ribosomal protein L18a. The record is from RefSeq and is a predicted model, not a curated record. Gene Ontology annotation, molecular function: structural constituent of ribosome. Lineage: Eukaryota; Metazoa; Mollusca; Gastropoda; Aplysiida; Aplysiidae. Gene Ontology annotation, cellular component: cytosolic large ribosomal subunit; ribosome. Gene Ontology annotation, biological process: translation.
CAACCUCAAGGUAGGAAAUUUAGCAACAGUUGUAUUUUUUAACCUUCACCGUAAAAGAAACUAAACACCGUUCGGAUUUCGUCUUGGUCACGUGACGUUCACAAAAUCAACUUCCUUUUCCGCUUCCGAACCCUCAUCAUGAAGGCUAAAGGCGAGUUGCAAGAGUACAAGGUGAUCGGCAGGGGUCUCCCCUCCGAGAAAAACAGAACGCCUGCUCUGUACCAGAUGAGGAUAUUUGCCCCUGACAAGGCUGUCGCAAAGAGUCGUUUCUGGUACUUCUUGAGUCAGCUGAGAAAGCUGAAAAAGGCAACUGGUGAAAUUGUCAGUGUCAACAGAAUUUACGAGAAGAGGCCUCUGAAGAUCAAGAACUUCGGUAUCUGGCUUCGUUACAACUCCCGCAGUGGCACCCACAACAUGUACAGGGAAUACAGAGACUUGACCGCUGGCAAGGCUGUCACACAGUGCUACCGUGACAUGGGAGCUCGUCACAGGGCCCGUGCUCACUCAAUCCACAUUAUCAAGGUGGAGGAGAUUGCUGCCAACAAGUGCAGGAGACCCAGCACUUUGCAGUUUCAUGACUCCAAGAUCAAGUUCCCUCUUACUCACAGAGUCAACAGAAAACUUCAUGCUCCUCGCUUUACCACCAGCCGGCCACAUACAACUUUCUAAGCCUAAUAUGAUCUAGGAAAUAAAGUUUGAGUUGUGGUGAAAGAAUCGUUAAAUCAA